Messenger RNA from Astrephomene gubernaculifera, 1700 nucleotides. NCBI's taxonomy places the organism in Eukaryota, Viridiplantae, Chlorophyta, Chlorophyceae, Chlamydomonadales, Astrephomenaceae. The record is from the annotation of a GenBank genome assembly.
AAAGCUUGUUUGUCCCUUAGCCUUGCGUACCUGCUUGGCGUUCCGAGUGCCAAGUUGAAUAUCGGCGCUAGGCCCUUUACUGUGUCGAAACACCGGCAUGGCGCUUCGUGCGCUGCGGCGCGCUGCUGGACAGCUCGGGGGUAGUUUGGCUCAGGCACAGCGGGCCGCCAGUGUCGCCACCGCUACCGAGCUCGGACCAUGCUGCGCUGAGCUCCUCGCACGUCAAUCAUGCAGCCAAGCCAGCAGCAACAGUGUUCGGGAGGAGCUUGCGUCGUUCAACGCGACGGCUCGGUUCCGUGCAAUGGGCUCGCACAUGCGCCAGCUGCACACCACGUCCGUUUCCCUCGAGGCGUUCAACGUAGCUGUGCCUUCGAUGGGCGAGUCCAUCACGGAGGGCACUAUCGCCAACGUCUUGAAGAAAGCAGGUGACGCUGUCAAGGAGGACGACGUCAUUGCGCAGAUUGAGACCGACAAGGUCACCAUUGACGUCAAGUACACGGGCAAGGGGUCCGGCGUGAUCAGCCAGAUCCUGAUCAACACCUCGGACCUGGUGAAGGUCGGUCAGCAGGUGGCCGUUGUGGAGGUUGGCGCUGCGCCCGCCGCCCCCGCUGCCGCUGCUGCCGCUCCCCCUCCGCCGCCGCCCCAGCCGGCUGCUGAGGCGCCGAAGCCCGCCGCUGCGGCCCCCAAGCCGGCCGCCCCCAAGGCGGCUGCCCCUGCGCCCAGCACCAGCGAGCCAGCCCCGCCUGCGCCCUCGGCUCGCCCUGAGAGGCGUGUGAAGAUGACCCGCCUGCGCAUGCGUGUGGCUGAGCGCCUCAAGGGCGCCCAGAACACGUAUGCCAUGCUGAGCACCUUCAACGAGGUCGACAUGAGCGCCAUCAUCGAGAUGCGCAACCAGUACAAGGACGCGUUUGCUGAGAAGCACAACGUCAAGCUGGGCUUCAUGUCGGUCUUUGUCAAGGCGGCCGCCUACGCUCUGCAGGAAGUCCCCGCGGUGAACGCCGUGAUUGAGGACGACGAGAUCAUCUUCCGCGACUACUACGACAUCUCGAUCGCCGUCGCCACACCCAAGGGUCUGGUCGUGCCAGUUCUGCGGGCCGCUGACGAGAAGAGCUUCGCUGACGUUGAGAAGACGAUGAACGCCCUCGGGAAGAAGGCUCGCGACGGCACCAUCAGCAUUGACGACAUGGCCGGCGGCACCUUCACCAUCUCCAACGGCGGCGUGUACGGCAGCCUGCUGUCCACCCCCAUCAUCAACCCGCCUCAGAGCGCCAUCCUGGGCAUGCACGCCAUCGUGGACCGCCCGGUCGCCGUCAAGGGCAAGGUGGAGAUCCGGCCCAUGAUGAACAUCGCGCUUACGUACGACCACCGCCUCAUCGACGGCCGUGAGGCUGUCACCUUCCUGCGCCGCAUCAAGGACGUCGUGGAGGAUCCCCGCCGCCUGCUGCUGGACGUGUAAGCGACCGGUGUGCAGAGGAGGAGCAGGAAGAGGAGGAGCUCGGACGAGGAGGAUGUAAAUGGCCGGGUGUGGCGUGGGGUAUACGCCAUGCAGAGAGUUGUUAGGGGCUGUGUUUGGCUUAACCCAAGUGAACCUUUUGUUUGUCUGGAGCACGGAUUCCUUAAAUGGUACUGAUGUGUAGUGCUUGCGUGGGCCGAGGCCUCGUUAGCUUGGCGGGUGGUUGCGGUCAAAAAGACUCUUCCGG